Oldenlandia corymbosa var. corymbosa is the source of this 2196-nucleotide messenger RNA. The record is from the annotation of a GenBank genome assembly. NCBI's taxonomy places the organism in Eukaryota, Viridiplantae, Streptophyta, Magnoliopsida, Gentianales, Rubiaceae.
AUGGCGGAAGAGGACGUUAUGGUCGCCGCCCCCGAAGCUCCGGGAGUCCAACUUCCCACCGACCACGAAAAGAAACGGAAGCUCGGAGAUUUGGAGACCGAAGCUCCAGAGCCGCUCUCCGGAAUCGAUAGUAACUCGCAGCGCAACAACGGUGAUGGUGUCCACGUCGAGAACGCGGACCAGAAGGAAGAUGCCGAUAAUGAGUCCGAGCUCAAACGACCUCGUUUAGAUGAUAGUGUUGAAGAACCUGCGGCGCCUGCCCCCGAGAACGGAUUUAAAGUGGAAGAGAAUCCCAAUGGGGAGGCAGAUAGAAAUAUUAAUGGGAUUGAUCAAGAACAACAAGUAUUAGCAGGGCAGGAGCAGAACGAUGAUGCAGACCAGACAAAGCCCCAGACUGAAAGUGGUGAUGGAGCUGAAAUUGAGAAGGUGGAGUCUGAAAGUGGUGAGGGAAAGGAAAACCCUGUGGGGGAAGUUAAGGAGCCAUCUGCCGGUUCUGGUUCUGAUGGCACAACUACCUCGAAGAAAAUGGAGGUUCCAAAUAAUAAGGUUGGGGUUUUGAUUGGCAAGGCCGGGGAUACUAUUAGGUUCCUGCAGUUCAAUUCAGGGGCUAAAAUUCAAAUAAUGAGAGAUGCUGAUGCCGAUCCUCGUGCUCCUACCAGGCCUGUGGAAUUGAUUGGAACUUUAGAAAGCAUAAACAAGGCCGAGAAACUUAUAAAUGAUGUUAUUGCAGAGGCGGAUGCCGGUGGUUCGCCUUCCUUGGUUGCUAGAGGUCUUAGUUCUGGUCAAUCUGUGGUUGGAGAUCAAGUUGAGAUACAAGUUCCAAAUGAAAAGGUUGGCUUGAUUAUUGGGAAAGGUGGGGAAACUAUUAAGAACCUGCAGACCAGGUCUGGAGCACGCAUUCAGUUGGUUCCCCAACACCUUCCAGCUGGUGAUCAGUCAAAAGAGAGGACUGUACGAGUUAGUGGUGAUAGGAAGCAAAUUGAAAUGGCUAAAGAGAUGAUUAAAGAAGUGAUGACACAGCCCAUGAGGCCAUCACCUCUAUCUGGCGGUGGUUAUAAUCAGCCAGCAUUCCGGCCUCGUGGUCCUGUUACCCCACAAUGGACUAAUCGUGGUCAUCCGGGACAGCACAUGGGGGGAUACGAAUAUCAGCAAAGAGGACCAUAUCCACAGCAAAACCCUCAGUACCCACCUCAAUAUAACUAUCCGCAGCAAGCACCGAGAACCAGCUUUGGUCCUGGUUGGGAGCAAAGACCGGCUAUGCAUGGACCUCCCCAGGGAAACUACUACGGGCAAGGUCCAGAAUAUGGGCAGCCAGGCCCGUACUCGCAGGCACCUGCACCGAGCUAUGGGCCUGGAUACAAUGAAAUGAAAUAUGACCACCAAGUGCCAUCCCAACAUCCCUAUGGUGGACCCGGGGUGCCACCUCAGUCCACUGGUGGUUAUUCUCAAGCUACUGGAGCCCAUCCUGGAUAUGGUCCUCAGGAUCAGUAUGGUAGGCCUGGGGGAUAUGGUAUGCCUCCUCAAGGACCACAUAGCCAGACGUAUGGGCAGCCACCUAGGGCCAACCAACCUGGAGAAAUGCAGUAUUCAGCUCUGCCGUCAGCACAAGCUUAUGGUUCUAAUGUACCACCUCAGCAAACUUAUGGCUAUAGUGGGGGGAUGCAACAAGGCUAUCCACCUUAUGCUGCUUCAGGACAUGCUGAUGGUUAUAGCCAUCCACCUGCUACGACUCCUGCUGGUCCUGGUUACGCCCAGCCUGCUGCCAGCCAGCCAGUCUCUGGUUAUGGUCAGCCAGGCAUGCAGCAGCCCUCUAGUUAUGCUGCUUCUGUUGGAGGUUACGGUUCAUAUCCUUCGCAGCCUGGGUAUACUGAUCAAGCGGCGGCUGCCCCCAACACUGGAUAUGGGUAUCAAGCUCCAGCGGAUGCUGCUUAUCCUGGUACUACUACCUAUGGUGCACCAGCUACUGCUCAACAAGGUUAUGCCGUUCAACAACCACCUCCAACUCAGCCGGGGUAUGACCAAACUGCCAAUGCUCAAGCAGCUUAUGGAACCGCACCUGCAUCCACACCCGCGCCUGCAGCCACACCUGCAUCCUCCACACCAGCAGCUGCACCAGCUGGGUAUGUUAAAAGUGUCUCACCUCAGCCUGGUUACCCACAGUACGAUUCCAGUCAAAUGUACACAGCACCUCGGUAA